Molecule: messenger RNA, 3726 nt
Organism: Zootoca vivipara (common lizard)
Lineage: Eukaryota; Metazoa; Chordata; Lepidosauria; Squamata; Lacertidae
Source: RefSeq, a predicted model, not a curated record
CAGUAGCUUUCCCCCCAACUUGUCUAGAUAUUUUUUUUUAGUUAUCUAGAUCACAAUCUGCCAGUACAAGGGGACACAGGAGCAACAGUGGGAGUACAAACUCUCAUUUCUGAUUUUCUGUUGGAUCUGAAAGUUAAUCAUGGGUCAGCUGUGUACAAAGUGUGCCCAGUUGCUUUGUGACUUGGCUCUCUCAGUAAAAACACUGUCUUCAGGUCUGGUGCAGGAUAUUCAGGAGUGCUUGGGUCAGCUCCAGGAGUGCCCGUGUCUGAAACGGAAAAACUUUAAAACAAAGCAGCUAUACAAGCCUGCCCUUCAGACCCAGGAAGAGGAGAUUGCUCAGGAGUUUCUGCAGCACAUUGAAAGAGGUUUUGAAAUGUCACCACUUGGCAAGGUCUCCCUAGAGGCUCUGAGGACCUUGGCGUUUUCAGAGAAUCCUGGCUUGCAAAAGUCUGCUGCUCUCUAUUACUUGAACAUAAACCAUCAAAACUUGAACAUCCAGCUGCCCCGAGAGCAUCUGGAAAUAUACUAUGCUUUCUUGAAGUCUAGUGACUUGGAGGUUCAGCAGAUUUCGUCGUCGUCCCUUCUGAAUUUCUUACUGGAAGGAAAUGUAACCAAGGAUCAUGUCAUCCAAAUGGAUCUUAUUGAGCCAAUUCUGGAACUGCUUGAGUCUGACGAUGUCACGGUCCAGUGUAAUUCCUGUGCCUGCAUAAUGACACUAGCUGUCACAGAUGCCAGCCAUGAAGCCAUCACAGCAGCAGGAGGAGUGGUACCCUUACUGGCCCUUUCUAGAUCUUACGAUCCCAGAGUCCAACAAAAUGCAGUUGGAGCUAUUUUCAACCUCACACAAUCAGAACGGAUUCAGCAAAUAUUGUUUCGACAAGGUGCUCUUCCAGUCCUCACCCUUUUGUUACAGUCUCCCGACUCAGAAGUACAGUAUUAUAGCUGUGCAGCUCUGAGCAACAUGGCCACAAACUCCCAGCACCAUAGAGCCAUGCUCCAAACCGGUGACAGGUUUCUUCUGCGGAUGCUCCUUUUCCUUCUGUCUUCAUCUGUGAACAAGGUUUCCAACCAAGCUUGUGUCUGUCUCAGGAAUUUAGCCGCGAGUGAGAGUGGUCAGACCAGCAUCCUUGCUAUGCAGAUCCCGUCCCACCUGCUCCCUCUCCUGGCAUCUAACAAGAAAGACACUCAGCACAAUUCCAUCAUUCUCCUCCGGAUUUUAUCCCAGCACCCAGACAACCAGGAUGCACUGAUGUGUGAUGAAGUGCUGCAGGCGGUAGGAAAGCUGCUGCUCAUCUGGAAAAUGGACCCAGUGAUUGUAGGUCACGCUGCCUGCUUUAUUAAAAAUCUCAGCCUUUCCAGAAGCAUACAGAGAGUCAUAGAAAGUCCAUGCAUUGAAGGGCUUUUUCAAGCUGUCCAAAGCGUAGACAUUCUAGAAGAGGAAUCUCUUUACUGUGUGAUGUCUUGUCUUGUUGACCUGAUGAAACAUGAGGGAGCCACAGUGCGCAUGCUGGAAUUGGUGGAUGACUCAGUGGUAUGCAGUCUGGUGACACUGGCUGGCCAAGUGGAACAAACAGAGCCUUCGUUCCACGCUGCCCUAGCGAUCAAACACCUCCUACAGCACAAAGAGGUGGUGUCUUUGUUGAAAUCUCAUAUGAGCAAGGUACAGCAAUACCUCAUCAAGUAUCUUAUUCACCAAGAGAAUCGCUUUCAGCAUCUGGGCAUAUCCACUCUCUGCAUAUUACAGAAAGAGUUUUCAUCAGCAUUCAGCCAAGGCCAACUGAAGAAGCACCUUGACCAAGUCUGUCAACAAACUGCGGAAACCCAGGAGCUUCUCAGUAUUGCUGUCAGACAUAUGGACACCUGAAACCUUGUUCCAUCCUAUGCGUUUUGCUCUAGGUGAUGUCGCUCUGUGUGGCUAGCUUGUUGCCUGUGUAUAGGGAGCUGACUCAUCAUGUGGGUGUCUCAGCUUCAUGCUAUGGCUGUGGGCAAAUCCACAGCAAGCACAUGCGCAAAGGAUUUUUAAGUUCCAUAGUUUGGGUGGAAAUUAGGGACCAAUUUACACAGUAAUGUAUUACUGCUCCAUUAUUCAGCGCUUGAUGAGUCACAGUAGGAUGUGUGGGCAGAUUCUACUAAAAAGCACUGUGCUUGAAGUUUUAUAGAAGGUCUGUUGGUGUUAUUUGAUCCAUGAUGGCUGAUUCAUACAAUGCAGCUCAUUAUUUGAUACAUGGAGGUGCAUGCGUGGGCCAGGCCUGAGGAUACUUUCACUAUCCUUAGAUGUGCAGACUGUAGCAUUGCAUUGUCCUUGUUGAGGCAUUAAUGAACUGUGAGACCCUAUACUGGGAGACUAAUCAAUCUUGCUCUAGGUUCAGCUCUGGCAGCAUGCAAUCCAUUUCACGAGGCAAAUAUCUUCAUGCUGCCUAGGUGUUCCUGAUGGCCUUAAACUCAUCUGCAAGUUGAUGGCAGUCUCCCAUUUCAGAAUACCUGAACCCUAAUGUCACUCCUUCCAGAUGUCCAGUUGUAAAUAAUAAAAUCUUAGCUUUCCGAGUGAAAUUUUAUAAUCUUUUAUUAAAAUCUACAUUUUAAGAAAGAAAUGUGUGUGAAAAGUAUGUAUCAUGCUAGCUGGUACCAUUAUAUAAUGCUACUCAGCCAGCCUAUGUUUAUACAUGAAUGACCAAUCAGUUCUUUCAUUGCCUAAGGAUAUGUUGUGGUGGAACACUUUACAGCUUUUGAGACCUCAGUUUUCAGCAUUAGGUUUUAGCACAUUAUCCAAAGCAUGAAUUUGUUGGCACAUUUCAGAAAACAGAUUAGCUUUCUCCAGGAUUUAAUUAAAAUAAUAUUCCUUCAGCUUAAACACACACACACAACCUGGGUGAUUUUAACCCAAGAGCUACAAAUUCUAGAAAAGUAGUAGAUACCCCAUGCCAUCCAAAUUCACUGCAUCCCUAUACAUACAUACACACCAAAAUACCUGGCAGGAACCAUCUAGACAAUCCUGGAUCACUAGUUUUUAUAACUGCCUCACUAGCAAAUGAGUAGGACUUCACUGGCAUUCACUUUGAUAUGUCCUAAAGUGAGAAACACAAAUACCAUCAAUUUAUCUCUGUUUGCAAUUCUCUUUCCCUAAUUCAAACACUUCAAAAAGUUGUUAUGCAGAGUCCCUGACACCGAUCCCUCAUUUAAUACACAUCAUUUUGGAAUGGAUCAUACAUACCUAUGGAUGUCAGAACAAAUUUGCAGUAAUUUGGAAAAACUUUUGAGCAGUAAAUUUGAAACAGUGUGGGAAUAUUUUCCUCUAAAAAGUUCCCAUGAGUGCUACUUUUAACAGAAAAUGGAUGUUAAGUUGAAUUAUGGCUGCAAUUCAGAUGGCAAGGGCAUUUAAUGAUACCAUGUUAUGAAUGACGGCACUCUUGAUUAAGGGCAGGUAAAUUUUACAUUGCCCAAAUCAUAAAAUGUUUAAUUUACUAUUUUGAUAUCCUAUAAACAGAGACUACUAUUGUGCUUUAGGAGGAGUCAUGUCAAAAGAAAUAAACUCAUUCCCUCAGUUCCUAUCUUCUUGUAAUAUUCAUUGCGGUAACAUUUGAGAAUAAUUGGGUUGAAUCCUCCAUUAGGUCCAGUCGUGACCGACUCUGGGGUUGCGCGCUCAUCUCGCAUUAUUGGCCGAGGGAGCCGGCGUAUAGCUUCCAGGUCAUGUGGCCAGCAUGACAAAGCCGCUUCUGGCAAACCAGA